AUGUCGUCCGCCGAUGAGAAACAGCGAGUUGAUGCGGCCACUGCCGACGUCUUGAAGCCCGGGUCACCAUCUUCGGAUACGUCUGACGAUGCGCCAAUCGACCCCCUGGCUGAGCGCCGGCUCCUCAGGAAGCUCGACCUGAUCAUUUUCCCCGUCUUUUUCGUCGUUUACAUGAUGGCCUUUCUGGACCGCAUCAACAUUAGCAAUGCCUCCAUUCAGGGUCUCACCAGCGAACUCAAGCUCGACCAGGGCAACCGCUUCAAUGUCGCUCUCUUUGCCUAUUACGCGUCGUACGUCCUGCUCGAAGUGCCCUCCAACAUGAUCAUCAAGCAUGUCCGCCCGUCGCUCUUCCUUUCAGGGCUCAUGUUUCUCUGGGGCAUCAUCAACAUGUGCAUGGGCUUCGUCCACUCGUACGAAGCCCUCGUUGGCCUGCGCGUCCUCCUCGGCGCCUUCGAGGCCGGCGUGCUGCCCGGAAUCGUCUACGUCUCGUCCAUGUACUACAAGCGCCACGAGUACCAGAAGCGCAUGUCCUUCUUCUUUUGCAGCACCGUUGUCGCCGGUGCCUUUGGCGGCCUGCUCGCCUACGCCAUUGCCGGCCUCGGCACCCCCACCAUGGCCUCCUGGCGGUGGAUCUUUAUCAUUGAGGGCGCCGUUACCUCCUUCCUCGCCAUCUUCGCUGCCUUUCUCAUCAUUGACUGGCCCGAGCAGACGCGCUACCUCAACGCCGAGGAGAAGGAUCUUCUGCGCAGACGCAUGGCAGCCGACGUGGGCGACCUCUGCCGCAUGGACACGCUCAACAAGUUCGCCUUCACCCGCAUUGUCCGCGACUGCAAGAUCUGGCUGGCUGCCUUCAUGUACAUGGGCAUCUCGGUCGCCGGGCUAUCGGGCACCUUUUUCCUGCCGACCAUCCUCCUCGAAUUCCAGUGGAAGGCCCAGGAGGCGCAGGUCCGCACCAUCCCGGUCUACGUCUUCGCCGCCGGAAUGAUGAUCCUCGGUGCCUGGGCGUCGGACCGCCUCAAGCACCGCUUCAGCUUCAUCAUGGGCGGCGCUUCCAUGUCGACCAUCGGCUACGCCAUGCUGCUCGCCCAGGAGGGCAAGUCGCGCGACUACAAGUUCGCAGCCGUCUUCCUCGUCUUUGGCGGCGCCUACAUGAUCACGCCCAUGUGCCUCGGCUGGCUGCAGAACAACCUCUCGGGCCACUGGAAGCGCUCGUUUGGCGCCUCGGCGCAGGUCAUGAUUGGAAACCUCGCCGGCAUCAUGGGCGCCUUCAUCUUCAUCAAGUCGGAGGCGCCCACGUACAAAACGGGAUACGGGGUCGCCCUUGGCAUGAUGUGGUUCGGUGCGCUCUGUGCCACAGCCAUGGCCGGCCUCAUGUUGAGGGAGAACCGCAAGAGGGCGCGCGGUGAGCGCGAUGACCGGCUCGCCUUGCCCGAGGAGGACCGGACCAACAUGGGCGACUGGCACCCGAGCUUCAAGUUCACUCUGUAA
Messenger RNA from Parathielavia appendiculata, 1488 nucleotides. Its product is annotated as MFS general substrate transporter. Gene Ontology annotation, molecular function: transmembrane transporter activity. Bases 1 to 1488 code for a protein of 495 amino acids. The record is from RefSeq and is a predicted model, not a curated record. Gene Ontology annotation, cellular component: membrane. Gene Ontology annotation, biological process: transmembrane transport. The transcript is spliced from 2 exons. NCBI's taxonomy places the organism in Eukaryota, Fungi, Ascomycota, Sordariomycetes, Sordariales, Chaetomiaceae.